GAGCAGUCAAAAAUAAAAUCCUACUUCCUUAAGGUAGGGCUUAUUUUCUGUAUAAAAAGGGAGUCAACCAGAGACUCCACACCAGUCCGGAGAGUCCAGAGAGCUUGAACUUCCCUGCACACCAGAUUCAGCCUCCUCUGAAGCAUGAGUUCCUACCAGCAGAAGCAGCCCUUUGUCCCACCCCCUCAACUUCAAGAGCAGCAAGUGAAGCAAUCCUCCCAGCCUCCACCUCAAGGACCACUUGUUCCCAUAAUCACGGAGCCAUGCCACCCCAAUGUUCCUCAACCUGGGAAUACCAAGACUCCAGAGCCAGGCUGCACCAAGGUCACUCAGCCAGGCUCCACUGUGGUUCCUCAACCGGGCUGCACUGUGGUCCCCCAGCCAGGUUCCACUGUGGUCCCUCAGCCAGGAUCCACUGUGGUUCCUCAAUCAGGCUGCACCAAGGUCCCUCAGCCAGGUUCCACUGUGGUCCCUCAACCAGGCUGCACUGUGGUUCCUCAGCCAGGUUGCACUGUGGCCCCUCAGCCAGGCUACACCAGUGUCCCUCAGCCAGGUUGCACUGCGGUCCCUCAGCCAGGCUACACCAAUGUCCCUCAGCCAGGCUACACCAAGGUUCCUGAACCUUCCCCCUCAAAAGUCACUGCAGGCCCAGCUCAGCAGAAGACCAAGCAGAAGUGAUGCAGUCCACAGCCAGGCCCUUCAGGAGCUGACCACCAUCUGAUGAACAUCCUCUUCCCAUCUGUAUCUGUGUCUCAAUUUUCAAUAGAUCUCAUAAUCAACAUGUUGUCACCCUGACUCCUUAUUUGUAUCCUAAAACUAUGCACUUCAAAACCUUCCCUUGCACACACUUUAAGGAAGUGUGUAUAGGACUUUAAGAAACUCUUAGUGCCUUUGCUGGUCUUUAGU
This is a messenger RNA of Sciurus carolinensis (gray squirrel), 906 nucleotides long. RefSeq names its product small proline-rich protein 3-like. The transcript has 2 exons. NCBI's taxonomy places the organism in Eukaryota, Metazoa, Chordata, Mammalia, Rodentia, Sciuridae. The record is from RefSeq and is a predicted model, not a curated record. Bases 145 to 678 code for a protein of 177 amino acids.